UUGGGAUGAUGAUCCUGAACCUCAGGCUGUCUCAACCCAUUAGCUGGAAGGACUAAUAAGACUGCAGCAAGUCAGCCUUGCAUUGUACCUCUGUGGUCUGGCCUUGGACAGAGCUGACAACUUGAUCUCUGCAGUUGACUUAUGUCUCUCAUUCCCUCAGCAGUAAUUUGGAUUGCCUAAUGGGAGAAGAGGCUGAGGGAGUAACAAGUGCCCAUUUGGCCCCAUGUGGCCUGGCAAGCUGAGGCAGGGUAAGGCCCAUUGACCACUUUGUGAACGUACUAAAGAGGUUUUGUGGCCUAAGGUAAGUUACCUACAGGAAAAGCAAGGCCAGGAGUUGUUUUGCUGAAAGGAGCAAGCGAAGAAGGACUUAUCCCGCUAGACAGCAGAUAUUGCCCGAUUCUUCAUUCUUCUGCAUGUGCUGUGCUUCCUGCAUCUCUGGUGCGGUUUGCAUCUGGAAGGGCACCACCAUGGCUGGGUAUAUCCGGAAGCAUCCCCUGGAGAUUCCUCCGCCAUCUGAGAAGGACUGGCUAAAGGAUGAGGAGGAAGACUUCUUCCUGCAGGAUCCCGAGCGAGAGCGCGAUGCGCUGCCUCAGCCUGUCAGGAUGGCCACCAAACUGGUGAUGCUGGUUUUUGAUGAUGCGAUGGAAAUCAUUGAAAGAAGGGAAAGGCUCCGAGAAGCAGAAAAACUAAAGGUCAAGCCCACAGAAUGCUUUGCUACAGCUGAAUUCCAGGUAACUGGAGCAGCCACUUGCCUUGCAGUGUCCGGGAAAUACAUCUUUGUUGGCUUGUCUGUGGGUCUGGCUGCCUUCAAGGUGUCUGACUAUACAGAGGUCUGUGCUUGGGAUGCAGUCAGGACAGAGAUUUGUGCUAUCCAUGCUUUGGAUUUGGGAAAUGAGGUCCACAUCUUGUUUGCUGUGGAUGAAAUGGGGCUUGUCUAUCUCUUCUGCUUUCACAAGGAAAGCUUCCUACUCAUUAAAAUCCUAAAUGAAGUGGAGGAUAUCAGCAAGAGAAAUACUUGUGUGGAGGUGGUGCUGUCCCCACAAGGUGAUUAUGCAGGAGUCCUGCUGCAAGACAGCACAAAAGCUUGGCUGGAGAUCUACCGAUUGCCUAAGGAUUCCUGGCUGAAGGAGAUGGAGGAGAGCCCAGGAACUGCAUUAGGACUGACUGAUGGGGAGAGGAGGUCAAGCCAUGCAUCUGCGAAAAGUCUGGAGCUGCAUAAAGAUGAUUCUGCACAGAUGGGGUCUCCUGUGGCUGCAAAUAAAGUUGAUCUAAAGUUGAGUCUCCCAGUGCUGCUGCUGACAGUGAAGCCUCCCAAACCCGUGACAGGCAGUAGUUUUAAAACCCCUUUGGAUGCCUUGAAGAAAGUGGAUGAUGACAGUGUGCUUGGCUUGGGGUACAAUCACCUAAUCAAAGAUUCCCAGUGGAAGCAGCAGGAAGCAAUCUUCCGCAGGAUGUAUCGGGAGUAUCUGGAGGUUGAGGAUGAGAGCGAGAGCAGAGAGGAGAUGCCCAGACAUGCUACUUUUCACUUUCUCCUGCCUAGCCAGAUCCUACAGGUUCAGCCUGGAAUGAAAGUGCAGCCAGAUGUUCCAGCUGGCAUCAGUGUGCACUGGCAUGGAAGCCACAAUCUCUGCUUCUACUUACUUAACCAUUCACUUAAGGAUAAAGUUGACUCUGAUCCAAAUCCUGAUGUUGUGUGGCCAUGUGCAGCUCCAAUUGUGUGCUCAGCUGUCAGUUCCUGCUCCAGGUACCUGGCACUGGCAUGUGAAGAUGCAGCAAUAACUAUCUGGGAUAAGCAGCUAGGAUACCCCCUGUCUGUGACUACUAUUCCAGAGGGACGCCUCAUCCGUAGUAUCCACUUCCUACGGAGUUCUGCAGUUGCCAGUGAUGAGACAACGUGUCCUGGUACAGAUCCUGGCUGUCCCAUCGUGCAGCUUCUAGUGCUAUGUACAGACAGUGCUCUCUAUUUGGUGAAAGCACCCAGGGCUGAGAAGUCCAGCGUCAUGCUCCUGGCAAACAGGCCUGAAGAUCCAAAUCUUGCUGUCAGUGUGGUGGUGCCUGUGCUGGCAUUCCCCAGUGCAGUGCUGGUCUUCUCCUGGGAUGGCAAAGUGUCCCUGAUGAACACUGACACAUCACAGAUUGUUUACUCCUUCAUUAUUCCACCUUCUCAUUCUGUAGCAUCCCCCUGGCAGCCAGUGUUCACAGUGGAUAGUGUGAAUUGGUGCUUGCUGCUUCGAGGAGAUAAGCAGCAGCAGACAGAUGCAUUGGCCAGUUGCAGCACCAUCUUCCUUUUUGACUUCAACUCCUACCCACUGAAGGAGGCUUUCCCACAGGAACCAGAUUUGCUUCUCAAAUCCUCACAGACCCUGACAUGGUUUGAGAGAUGUAACAUUUUCUUGCGUGAUAGGCAGCAGAGCCUGCUGGGACUCAGGGAGCAGUUGCCUGAAUUCUGGAGCCGGCUGCAGACACAAGCAGCUGCCAUGGAUGAGGAGAGACAGAAAAAGAAGGGACAUAAGAAGCCGUAGUGAGCCUUUCAUCCUGAGGGCAAGGCUCUGCAGUAUCACAGUCCUGAAAACCCACAAUCCAGCACUGAUAGUUUGACAGCAACUCUAUUCAAAUCUAUCUUGCUGUUUUUCAGCCUAGGUCAAUUUGUCAUCCCCAAUAGCUGCUUGCCUGCCACUGCUCAGCCACAGAAAUCUGCACCCUGCCUCUUUCCUUCUUUCCUUACCUAACCCUCAGCCUAAGCCCCUUUUCAUCAGGCACAAACACACCUAUUGAUGGAAGAGUCUGGAAGUAGGAAAGACCUCUCAUUGCAGUGGCAGGCCCAACCCCUGUGUGGCUCAGCUAAGUAUUUGGUCUGGAUAUCCUCCCAGAGGCAUGGAGCAUCACAGAUACAUGGUGUGUUACAACGUCCCUCUUUAAUAAAAGUUUUUCUCCAGUGAAA
Molecule: messenger RNA, 2941 nt
Organism: Melopsittacus undulatus (budgerigar)
Lineage: Eukaryota; Metazoa; Chordata; Aves; Psittaciformes; Psittaculidae
Gene: WDR93
Product: WD repeat domain 93
Exons: 17
Coding region: 414-2522 (702 amino acids)
Biological process (GO): electron transport chain
Molecular function (GO): protein binding
Source: RefSeq, a predicted model, not a curated record